GUUUCCUCUCACUUUUUAGAUUUUGGCGAAUUCAUGGAUUGGAUCCAAGAUCCAAGCAAAUUUACAAAAGACCUCCACGAGAUCCAAAAAGACAACACCCAACAACCACACUUACUUCAAUGAAUAAGGUGUGGCCAGAUGAAGUGGUUUGGAUUGGUGCUCCUGGUCCAUCUAAUUUCGUCUGCUUCUUUGUUCAUCCUCACGAACGCAACAGUCGAGGAGAAUGAGUGUGCGGACGACGAAACCAGUGACACAUGCAAGCCCAACCAAAAAUGCGACGACUAUCUGGAAGGAACGGGGGUGGAACAGAACGAUGGUCAAGGCAAGAUACCCGACGAGAUUGUGCAGCAAGUGCGACAAACCGUCUGUGACAUGAACGCCUAUUAUGCCCAUUUUAGUAAGGAUGAACGGUAUCGGUUUUUGAGACCCACCUGCAUCAAUCAUGGCGAGUUGUGUGCGUUCUGGGUGGUGCGUGGUCAGUGCUCGGCACCAGAAUACCAAGAAUUCAUGGCCAAGGAAUGCCCCUUGGCAUGCCAGCUGUGUGAUGACAAUGAGGACGUGGAGACGCGACAAGCCAGAGCCUUUCUGGACUUUUUAUUUACCAAUUUGACAGAAGCCUACAACCACAAAAAGACGCAAGACAUUCUUCACAGAAAACGGCGGAGAGCCUUGGCCUCACUCCUACAAAGUCUGGAUAUGGAUCCCAAAUUACUACAACCACGGACACGAACAUCGUGGACACUGCAAGAUGGUAAUUGGCUGGAAACACUGAAUGCACGCAUUUUAAAGCUCAUUCCCGAAUCCAUGCUCAAGAUUUACACGGACGACAAUCUACCCAGCCAACAGGAUGCAAAGACAUUGGCCGCCAUCCAUUCGAUUUCCUACUCCCCGAAAACGACGAAUGUACUGUCAGAAACAUCAGUGUCCUACCGUUUUCGUGGUCAAAUCAUGAGUAUACUGGCCGAGGCCAUGGAUCACUUGAUCAUUCGACCCAUGCAACUGACCGUGUCCUUUGCCAUUCCAAACAAAGCUGCCAUUCAAGCACUCCAAGAACUCCAUACACCCAUUGUCGAAAUGGGAGCUGGAAGUGGUUAUUGGACCGCUCUGCUCCGACAUGCCGGCAUACACGUGGAUGCCUACGAUCGGCAGGGGGCUCAAUCCAAAGACCACGAAUUCUACGAUACGUGGUAUACCGAGGAUAUUCACCAAGGAGACUGUGAAACGGUAUUUCAACAUACACAACAACUCGCCGAAACCCACACGCUCCUAUUGAUAUGGCCCAAUGAUCCGGAUCCCGUCGACAAUCCACAAUUUGUCGUACACGACAAGAGCCUAUCAUCACAACCUACAUGGGACGUGGCAUGUUUGCGUGCUUACAUGAAUGCAGGGGGACAGCGGGUGGUGUUUGUCGGGGAGAGGGAGACUGUGUUGCAAGACAAGUAUGGAAUUUCGGAUUCGGGGAUUUCGGCGACACGAGAAUUUCAAAACACACUGAAAGAUAGGUUUGACUUGGAGCAACGGAUUGGCAUUCCUUCCAUGUGGCUCAACGAGGAUGAUCUUACGAUUUGGAAACGCAAGGACGAAGGUAGUACAUAGGACCCGUAAAAGUAUUAUGAAAGGUGUCAUCCUUUUGCUAGCUUGCAGAAUCAUGGUGGGCAAAUCCUGCGACAAUACCAUUGUGCAUUGAUUAAUCUAGGGAUCUAAGAGAUGUAAAGUUUGUAUUUCCAAAUAAGUGAGCAGUUAUUGAUUAUUUUCUAGAAUAAGC
Molecule: messenger RNA, 1765 nt
Organism: Seminavis robusta
Lineage: Eukaryota; Bacillariophyta; Bacillariophyceae; Naviculales; Naviculaceae
Source: the annotation of a GenBank genome assembly